UAAUUGUGUGGUCAAUUCAGCCGUCUACAUCCUUGAUUAAACCCUUACCAAACUGUAGCGAUAAAUGCCGCUUAGUUAGCUGGUAGUACUUGCCAGUGUUGAUCACAAAAAUCCUCUUCAAGAAAUAAUUUGCUACUUAUUGCAGCUCGACAAAAAGCGAAAGCGGAAGAAGACUUGUAAAAGAUUGCCUUGCAGAACAUUUUAAUAAUUUCUGCGCCCUGUAGAGUCGGUUACCGUUCGAACAUUGUUGCCUUUACGCUCUUUGGUUUUAUAAGUUCGCAUAUUUUAUGCAUGCCCCGUGCGAAGAAGAUACUCCAGGUGGUUUCUGAUAUUUUCCGUCAUGUUGUUUAAAGCUGCUGGGGGAGAACCUUGGAAUAGUUUGCAGCAUUUAAAAUUCAAGUGAAAAGGGAUUCGAGUCAAAGAGUUUAAAGCAGCCACGCUACUAGACCUUAUCCACAUGAGUCCUGAAUGUCUUCACUCGCUGACGUUACUGUGUGAUUUUUUGCUCCCAGGUUUUAAAGCAAAAGGGGUUGACCUGAAGAAAAAGCUGGUAAAUAAGAUUUUCCACCGUCAUCACCAUCAUCUCUACCACCACUAUCAUCCGCAUCAUCCGCAUCAUCGCCACCAACAUCAUCAUCACCAUCAUCAACAUCAUCCACAUCGUCACCAUCAUCACAAUCACCACGAUGGCAAAAACAAGCACCAUAAUCAUCAUCAUCAUUACCAUAACCCAUUCAAACAUCAUCUUCAUAGACACCACCAUCCCCACAAGACUUUUCACCGUCAUCCCCAUAAACAGCCCCUCCAUCAGCAUCACCGUUCACACAAGCAACAACAACUCCUCCAUCAGCAUCACCGUCUACACAAGCAACACAUUCAAAAGCAUCAUAAAGACGAGGAGCAUCACCAUAGUAACAAACGAAGUGGUAUCACCCACGCACCUGUGCAGUUACCCAACAAGCUCCAGCUGCACGUGCAGAUUAAAGAUUCCCAAGCGACAAAGAGACAAUCCCUUCCCGAUUUGUUGGCCAAUCUAGGUCAGCAUCUGGUGAAGCUGGGAAGCAGUUUGUCUCCGAAACAAUCACAGAUGGCAGUUCACGGCAAUACUGAAAACGAAGGAGACGUUAGAAAUGAAGUACCCGAACCUAAGUCUUUUGAAAGUCCUACCGUCCAAGAUUCGUCUGUUGAGAUUCCAACAGUUUCUCUAGAAAAGAAUGUGUCAGUGAAUGAAGUUGAAGGUCUCUUACAUCAGGCUCUUGACGCAGCGAACGACGAUGAAAUGGAAAGUGUUUUCUCUGGAAAUGGCGCAACAGAAGCAAGCGACGCCGUUACAACCGCUGCAGGCAACAGGACAGACGGGGCAGCAACAGCAGACAGGCGAAAUGAAACGUUUCCAGAGGCUGAGAUAUAUGGACGACCGCUGGAUGACCGAGAAUAUGAUGCAUUGGAGAGACAAAGAGAGUCGGCAAAUGGAACUCUUGAUGAAAUAGCUGGGCAGUCAUUUGAAACAGAAAACACGCAUCAACUAGAUCAGACCAGGAAUGGUCAACCCAAUGCUGAGAAAGAGGAUAAACCGGCUGUCCAUGACCACGAACAGUCGAAGAAUGUCGAGCCCAAGACCAACGUAGACGAUGUGGAUACCAACACUGUAUUGGAACACGAGAAAAUACAAGAAAAUAGUGCUCAGAAUGAUUCAUCAAAGCUUAAAACGCAAUCUUCAUCCGAAGAACCUAAGAGCUCUGAUAUGAAUUCAACAUUGGAAGAUGAGGGACGCGAGAUUGAGAAGGACGCAUCUAAAUCCGGUGCAGAUGAGUCUCAAAAAUCCGCCACAGGAGAAAGUGAUGCUCACGAUAUCACAGAUGACGAAGGAAAGAAAACUGAAGUUUCGGGAAGUGGAGAGGAACCCUCCAAUGACGAUAACACAGAGGAACAGACACCAACCGAAAACAAGGAAUCUCAAGGAGCUAAAAGCGCAGAACAAGCACCUGGCAAACCCAAGAAAGACGAAGAAGAAAACGUGGCUGAGCAAAGUAUCGAUCAGAAUAAAGUUGGAAGCGCCGAAGGACAACAAGUGAGAGAACGUGAAGGAAAACCAUUUAUCAACCAAACUGAAGAUUCUUUAGAUGAGCCUACUAAACCAGUCUCAGAAGGAAACAUUGAUCAACAAGCGGUGGUAAAUGUUGCGGGGAAUCAGAUUAUGGGAAACCAGAGUGAUGAUUCAUUCCAACCAGAUUCAGCAGAGAGCGCUGAUUCAAAGAUAGGAGGUUCAAAUUUGGAAAAUAAUAUCAAUCCACCUGAUUCGGAAAAAACAGUUUCAUUAGAUAGCCCUAUUAAGGGAGGUUCAAUUCAAGAUGCUAAACUGAGGGGAGAUCUCGAUACGCUGGCAAUCCAGCAUACUUUUAGUGAGCCCGAAAAAUCAAUACCUGCGACAAACCUUGGGAAGGUUCUCCAGACAAAGAAUGGGGGGCCCACCACCCAACUGGAUGCCAUAACAGACAACUCGAAUCAGUCAAACGAACAAGAUAAUCCGGCUUUAAAUGACAUAGAUAAAGCUUCUGGUGCAAGUAACGUUGGCCAAGGGUCUCUAGAAGAAAAUGAAAGAACACAAGAUCACGAUUCGCAUACGGACAUCGAAGGAUUUGCAGAGGGACCCAAAACUCCAGCUGUGUUAGAUGAACCUGCGGAACCUUCGUCACCCAGUAAUGCCGAUCCACAAGUAGUAAACGUAGAGAGUCCUCAGGAAGGCAAUCUUCAAGAAGAUACAUCCCAAGAGGCGGGUCCUGAAGAUGUAGCAGAUGCGAUCCCAGUGUACACUUUAUCUUCGCCAGUUGGCGAUGACACAUUUAGAGGCGAUGAAAGUAUUUUGUCAUCGCCUACAUCUUCAGUUACCACCUCCUCGGUGAAUUUCAUCGACGCAGGUGGAAAUAUGUCCACGGGAUUUUCAGAAUCACCAUCGUUAUCAGAAGGGUAUGGCACAUUUACUGCACCAGUUUCACAAUCUCAAGAAGAUUUUGAUUCUCUUUCACAGGGAGCUGUUGUGCAAAGAGACAUGCUCGAUGACCCGGUACAAGAAUCUUUAGAAACCACUGUUGACAGCAAAUCAAGCGGCUAAACUAAAGUGGUUAGCAAGGUGGAUCGAAAUUGUCCCCUUUAGAAGCGGCGCGUUUGUGGCUGCACAAGCAAAGCAUUUCUGAACAUGGACGUUACCUAAUUAACUUGAUUCUCCGAGACAUUCUGUCGAUACACUAUGACUUAGCAUGACCACGCAAAAUGAAUUUUACUUUCGGCGUUCACAGUUAACGUUGUUGUUAAAGUUACCAUAUGGGCUUACUUUGUUCAGGAGGCUACAAGGAAGAGCUGCAUUUAUUUUAGUGGUUAGAAGAAAAUUGUCCCGAAGAACGAAGAACUUUGCUUCUCUCUAUUAGGCAAAGUGCUAUCUUUGUAGAACGGGACUGAGAAUUACAUGUAACAAUAGAAUAACUAUAUAUUUAUAGCUUUUUCUACCACAGGUAUUUUGAGAAAAAGCUUAAGGACAAUAAUUUCUAUGAAGUCACUUUUUAGGAGCUUUCCUGGUUCCAAUAACUCCCGCAACUUAUUCUGACCAGUCAAGACAAACAUUAACUUUUUCUUUCAGUCAGAACUGUCGAGUGGCCAACACAAAGACAAUCACGACUUGGUUUGCAUACCCUUUUCCCGCGCCAGCCACCGUUUCCAAGAUUUUCGGAAGAGUGUCGAUUGCCUCAUUGCAUAAUUUCUGUGUGUCGUGACUGUAAGGGACGGACCAUUAUUUUUUUGAGAGAGGGAUGGGGUUGAAGUUGGGCAAUUUUCUCGACCAUGAUUUUUUUUCUCACCUUUAGCUUGGGCAUGAGUCUUUUUUUUUCGGUGGGCAAUAGCUUGCGCAAGAAUUUUUUUACCAUCAAAAAUAGGCUCUGGAUAGUAUAAGGCACCUGCUCGAUGUUAUUUUUAUUUUUAUUUUUUUUUUUUGCCAGCACCCCUUGCACGUUUGUUUUUUUCAGCAGUUUUGCUGUGCAGCCUCAAAGUAAUGGUCAGUCCCAUCAUAAUCUCUUGUCAGUCCCUAAUUUGAAAACCUCCCUAAGGCCUUUGAUCUUCCCAUCUGAUUCCUUUGAGUUCACAACAUUGUUCUUGCGAGGGUUAAGUGGUACGCAUUGAAAGUACCGGAAGUAAGAGCUAUGUAUUCGUGUCAUUUAUUUUCAAGAGAUUUUGAUCCUUGAUAUUUUUAGAGUGAUUUUUAUCACCUUUUCAAAUCCAUCUAUGAACUCUUAUGGAAAAUCAAAUUGCCUUAGCAUUUUUCUUACAUCGGUGCAUGUUGUAUAAUCCGGUAUUUAAAGCAAUUUCUGUAUGCAUGAGCAAAGAUGAUUUACCUACAUUUGUACCUAUAGACUUGAGUAUAUUUAAAACCUCACUAUAUUCAUCAUCCCUAGUGGCCAUCUGAAAAAGAACUUUAAUCUACACCCUUCUCCUAAAUAGACGCUGACCUCUCUGAUAACUGAGGACACUUUUCAAAGUCAAAAGUUUGCCGAGCUGGUGUAAGCGUUUGACCUUUCACCGACCACCCUGCCGACAGAACAUCGUUUUCUAAGGAAACUUCAAGCUGUUUUGCUUAUAAAAUACUUUGCUAAAUAACAAUAAAGGAUGCACUGUGAUGGAAGUAAUAAAGAACUCCUGCUUUCUGGUGAUCGUUUUUAUUGUUUAUCUAUCUGAUUAAUUCCUCACAAGCGGAGGGCGCUAUCGAAGCCUAGUCGAUAGUGAAUCCAAACCAUGAACCCAGUUGUUGGAAACCGCUUCCCAGUACUUCACCGACAGAAGGCUAACGUUCGACAGGGAACAACCCUCACCAGGGAAAAUAAAUUAUACACCAGGGAGAAUAAAAUUGACCAGGGAGUUCUUAGAAAAAUACCCCAGUAGGUACCAUGGAGGUAAAAAAUUCCACCAGGGAUGACAAAUGCACCCACUAGGUCGGGUUUCACCAGAUCUGUUACGGAGAAGUGUAUUACAGAAGCAUCAAUAUUGUUUUUGAGAGCAGUUAAACGCAUUUACGAGGGCAGCCAGUGCUGAUAAUACUGAACUAGCUGUUUUCCCGGGGUACCAAUUAACAAAUACUGAGCGUCAUUAAAAUUUCCAUCCAUAUAAUUUCUACUUGUGAACACAAUGACCCCACUUCUCUGCAGCUGUUUGAAGCAAAUUUAUCUUUUAUACUUACAAGCGAAAAUGUUCUUCAAAGGAAAACUUUUUGAUCCCUAAAAUAAUUUUUCACCGCUUCCCAAUGGAAGAGUCUAAAGAGAUUGGUGAUUCAUUUACGAAUAAGCUGACCGGCUGCUGUGAUUUUAUACAAUUUUACAAAUUUCCGUUACGGGUAAACCGAAGAGAAGCGAUUCCGGCUAAGUUCUUUGACAAGGUAUACGAGCUUUCAGUUUUGUUGGAAGAAAUCAUUAUCAUAAAUAAUGAUUAAUAAACAUAAUAACAAACCACCACCUGUAUUCGUAUUUCGGACAGAAAUACGUAAAUCUGAUAAAUUACCUGGCAAGAAUGGAGGAUUGUAUGCCCAUCCAUUAACUCGUUUUGUGCCAAGCUUUCAGAGCACUCCAAAGAGAACUCAAACAUCGUAUCGAAUGGGGUCUAUUGAUAUCUCAAAGAUGGCUCCCAUGUGAUCACUAUUGUUCAAAUUGUGAGGAAAUACGACGAAGCUUAGGAAAUCGACCAAGAAUUGAUCAAAUGCUAUAUCGUCUUUGGGGUUCGCUGACGUUCCAAUCCAAGAUGGCUGACCCACUGUGGCGAAAUUAAAGACGCUCCUCGAGACGAGAUUGUUUGUUCUGUCAAUUAAUAUAGAAUUCGAUGAACGAGAAACACAACCUGAAUCAAGAAAU
Orbicella faveolata is the source of this 5885-nucleotide messenger RNA. RefSeq lists its product as uncharacterized. NCBI's taxonomy places the organism in Eukaryota, Metazoa, Cnidaria, Anthozoa, Scleractinia, Merulinidae. The record is from RefSeq and is a predicted model, not a curated record.